AUGGAAAAAUCUCUUCUCUUUCACGUCUCUUGUUUUCUUCUCUUCUUUCUCUUAACCAUCAAUGGCGUUCACACUAGCUACAUACUCUGCGGCGACGAAAACUUCUCUCCAAACACAACCUACGGCGAAAACCUCGAAGAUCUCUUGCCUACUCUUGCUUCAAACGUUAUCGAAAAACGCGGUUUCUACAACGCUUCUCUAGGCGGAGUUUACGCUCUUGCUCUUUGUCGAAAAGACUACGAGGAUCGAGCUUGUCGUCGUUGCGUCGAGAGAGUAAGUAGAAACCUGUUAACUCAAUGUCAAGGCAAAACUGAAGCAUAUCAAUGGGAUUCCGAAAACGAUCAAAACGUUUCUUGUCUUGUACGUUACUCAGCUAGCCCUACAUUUGGUAUACUAAAGCUUGAUCCACUCGUGAGUGUUCCUCACGCGAGUGUUCCUCCAACUACGAAUCUGACCCGUUUCACAAAAGAGUUUAUCGCGAUGGCUAAUCGAACGCUCAAGGUUGCAUCCAAGGCUGAUGAGUCUUCGGUUUUGAAGUACUAUGGAGUCUCAAGUGCAGAGUUUACAGAUUCUCCUGAGGUUUAUAUGUUGAUGCAAUGCACACCUGAUUUAUCUUCUAGUGAUUGUAAUCAUUGUCUGAGAGAGAGUCUUACGUAUAAUCUAGAAGAUUACUGGGGAAAAAUUGGGGGAACAAUUAUUCGACCUAGUUGUCAUUUCCGAUGGGAUUUGUACUCUUUCAUAGGUGCUUUCGAUAAUCUACAGAGAGUUUCCGCACCUCCUCGACCUCCUCAGCCUCCUCCACAAGAUGCUCAGAUCAAGAAAGGAAGAAUUUUUCAACCAUGGAGCGUUGUGGUUAUCGUUGUUCCUACACUCAUUAAUUUCCUUGUGUUUCUUGCGUUUGUGCUUGCUUAUCGCCGAAUGAGGAGGAGGAUUUAUGCUGAGAUCAAUAAAAAUUCUGAUUCUGAUGGUCAAUCUAUGUCAAGAUUUAAUCUUGGCAUGAUCAUGAUUGCAACCGAUGAGUUCUCACCGGAAAAUAAGCUUGGACAAGGCGGAUUUGGAUCUGUCUACAGGGGGAUUUUACCGAGCGGGCAAGAGAUCGCGGUAAAGAGAUUAGCUAGAGGUUCAGGACAAGGAGAUUUAGAGUUUAAGAAUGAGGUCUUACUCUUGACAACACUCCAACAUAGGAAUCUUGUUAAGCUUCUUGGGUUUUGUAACGAAGGAGAUGAAGAGAUUCUUGUCUACGAGCUUGUCCCUAAUUCAAGUCUUGAUCAUUUUAUCUUCGAUGAAGACAAGCGUUGGUUACUUACUUGGGAUGUGAGGUACAAAAUCAUAGAAGGAGUUGCAAGAGGGCUUCUCUAUCUCCAUGAAGAUUCUCAAUUGAGGAUUAUUCAUCGAGAUUUAAAGGCGAGUAACAUUCUCUUAGACGCUGAGAUGAACCCUAAAGUUGCAGACUUUGGGAUGGCGAGGUUGUUUAACAUGGAUGAGACUCGAGGAGAGACUAGCAGAGUAGUUGGAACCUAUGGAUAUAUGGCUCCAGAGUAUGUAAAACAUGGACAAUUCUCAGUUAAAUCGGAUGUUUAUAGCUUCGGUGUUAUGCUUCUAGAGAUGAUAAGUGGUGAAAGAAACAAGAACUUCGAAGCAGAAGGACUUCCAGCUUUUGCAUGGAAGAGAUGGAUCGAAGGAUUGCCUGAGAGUAUAAUCGAUCCUUACUUAAGCGAGAAUCCGAUAAACGAGAUCGUAAAGUUGAUUCAGAUUGGUUUGUUGUGUGUUCAAGAGAAAGCAGCAAAUAGACCAACCAUGAGCUCUGUAAUAGUUUGGCUUGCAAGAGACGGUACUUUGACAAUACCUAAACCUACAGAAGCUGCUUUCGUCACCGUUCCUUUCUCGGCGAAACUUACAAAUAGAUCUAUGAAUAAACCUAAAGACAAAGAUUCUGCGAUUUCAGUCGACGAUGUUUCGAUCACUGUGAUGUUUCCUCGAUGA
Molecule: messenger RNA, 1983 nt
Organism: Arabis nemorensis
Lineage: Eukaryota; Viridiplantae; Streptophyta; Magnoliopsida; Brassicales; Brassicaceae
Source: the annotation of a GenBank genome assembly